This is a messenger RNA of Sphenostylis stenocarpa, 303 nucleotides long. The record is from the annotation of a GenBank genome assembly. Lineage: Eukaryota; Viridiplantae; Streptophyta; Magnoliopsida; Fabales; Fabaceae.
AUGUCUGGGGUUUGGGUUUUCAAGAACGGUGUGGUGAGGCUAGUGGAGAACCCUGGCUCUGAGCGCAAGGUGUUGGUUCACUCUGCAAGCAAUGAAAUCAUCAGUUCCUACGCAGUGCUAGAGCACAAGUUGAGUUCACUCGGGUGGGAACGUUACUAUGAUGACCCUGAUUUGCUUCAGUUCCACAAACGCUCCACCGUGCACCUAAUCUCCCUCCCAAGGGAUUUCAGCAAGUUCAGGUCCAUGCACAUGUAUGACAUAGUCGUCAAGAACAAGAACUACUUCGAAGUUAGAGACAUGUGA